Miscanthus lutarioriparius is the source of this 1452-nucleotide messenger RNA. Lineage: Eukaryota; Viridiplantae; Streptophyta; Magnoliopsida; Poales; Poaceae. The record is from the annotation of a GenBank genome assembly.
AUGGGCAAGGCGGCGCGGUGGUUCCGCAGCUUGCUUGGCGGCGGGAGGAAGGACCAGGACAGGCGGGCCUCACCGGCGCCGGCGCCCCCCACGGACAGGAAGCGCUGGAGCUUCGCGAGGUCGUCGCGGGACUCGGCCGAGGCCGCCGCGGCGGCCACCGAGGGCUCCGUGCGUGGCGGUGCCGCUGCUGGCGGCGGCAACGCGGCGAUCGCGCGGGCGGCCGAGGCCGCGUGGCUCAAGUCGCUGUACGACGACACGGGGCGGCAGCAGAGCAAGCACGCCAUCGCCGUCGCCGCGGCCACCGCGGCGGCGGCGGACGCGGCCGUGGCCGCCGCGCAGGCCGCGGUCGAGGUCGUCCGGCUCACCAGCCAGGGCCCGGUCUUCAGCAGCGGAGCGGGAGGGGCCGUUCUGGACCCCCGCGGCCGCGCCGGCGCCGCCGUCAAGAUCCAGACGGCCUUCAGAGGCUUCUUGGCCAAGAAGGCGCUGCGAGCGCUCAAGGCGCUGGUGAAGCUGCAGGCGCUGGUGCGCGGCUACCUGGUGCGGAGGCAGGCGGCGGCGACGCUGCAGAGCAUGCAGGCGCUGGUCCGCGCGCAGGCCACCGUCCUUGCCGCCCGCUGCUGCCGCGCCCUGCCCUCGCUCCCGCCCCUCCACCACCCUGCCGUCCGCCCGCGCUUCUCGCUGCAAGAGCGGUACGCUGACGACACGCGCAGCGAGCACGGCGUGGCGGCGUACAGCCGGCGCCUGUCCGCGAGCAUCGAGUCGGCGUCGUACGGGGGCGGGUACGACCGGAGCCCCAAGAUCGUGGAGAUGGACACGGCGCGGCCCCGGUCGCGCGCGUCGUCCCUGCGCACCGAAGACGAGUGGUACGCGCAGUCGGUGUCGUCGCCGCUGCAGCCGCCGUGCCAGCACCAGCACCACCUGCCCCCGCUCAUCGCGGUGCCGACGUCGCGCCACUUCCCGGACUACGACUGGUGCGCGCCGGAGAAACCCCGGCCGGCGACGGCGCAGUGCACGCCACGGUUCGCGCCGCCGACCCCCGCCAAGAGCGUCUGCGGCGGUGGCGCGGGGGGCAACGGCGGCUACUACGGCCACCACCUCGCCGCGGGGUCGCCCAACUGCCCCGGGUACAUGUCGAGCACGCAGUCGUCGGAGGCAAAGUCGUCGUCCCGGUCGCAGAGCGCGCCGAAGCAGCGGCCGCCGGAUCAGCAGCAGCAGCAGCCGGCCAGGAAGCGCGUGCCGCUGAGCGAGGUGGUCCUGGAGGCCCGCGCGAGCCUGGGCGGCGCCGGCGUAGGCAUGAUGCACAAGCCGUGCAACACCCGCGCCGCGCAGGCGGAGGAGGCGUUCGACUUCCGCGCCGCCGUUGUGAGCCGGUUCGAGCAGCGCGCGUCGGACGCCGCCGCCACGGCGGCCGAGCGGGACCGCGACGUGCUCUUCCUGCAGAGGAGGUGGUGA